Messenger RNA from Penicillium malachiteum, 2940 nucleotides. RefSeq names its product putative kinesin family protein (KipA). Lineage: Eukaryota; Fungi; Ascomycota; Eurotiomycetes; Eurotiales; Aspergillaceae. Gene Ontology annotation, molecular function: microtubule binding; ATP binding; microtubule motor activity. The record is from RefSeq and is a predicted model, not a curated record. Gene Ontology annotation, biological process: microtubule-based movement. The transcript has 2 exons. Bases 1 to 2940 code for a protein of 979 amino acids.
AUGGCUUCAAUGACCACCCUGCCUCAGCCGUCGCGGCAAACCAACCCCCCGACCGGGGCAUUACCCCCUCUCCCUAAUUCAAAACCAAGAAAAAGCACACCUGCCCCAGCAGAAACACCCCGAGCCGCGUCGCCAUACCAACAGCUUUCAAAAUUGCGCACUCCAUCAAGUCCCAAGCCAUCGCUGGCACGAUCGCCCUUGGCCACUUCCAACUCCACAUCCAAUCUCACUACCAUUCGGUCCGCAUCUAAUGGACGCAUACCGGGAAGCCCAGAAAAAACCUUGCGCCGAACAAUCAGCAUCGCCUCGUUUCCACAGCCGCCUAAAGCGGGAAGUCGUCCUUCGACUGCAUCGUCUGUAUCCGGUAUCACGGCCACUCCAACAACAACAACAACAACAACAACAACAACAACAACAACAAGUACCAAACCCAAGCGUGGCUCACGCUUGAGUACCGGAACCACAAGCAGCUAUCGAAGUUCAAAAACCCCAUCGCUAUUGAACGGGAGUGCAGAUGGAAAGUCAAUACUGGCGGAUGCACGCGACCAAGAGGGCUCGCCUUCGCAUAGCAGAAGUUCGUCUGCUCAGGGUUCAUGUUCCACAAGUGCAACAACAUUCGAGGAUGCGGAUGAUCCGGGAGGUAAAUCAGCCAAACCAAAGGAAACCAAGGGCAAUGUUCUUGUCAGUGUGCGUGUUCGGCCGGAUCCAAACCAGGGGGAGACUGCAAGAAACCAUGGCGAAUGGGGAGUGGAUGGACGGCAGAGUUUGAUCUCACAUCGAGGAAAAGAUGGAGGUGAUUACUAUUAUGAUAAUGUAUUCACGGCUCAUGAAAAUAACGCCAAGGUGUAUGACUCGGCUGCCAAGCGACUGGUUCGACGAGUCAUGGAAGGUUAUCAUGGAACCGUGUUCGCUUAUGGUAUGACAGGAACUGGUAAAACCUUCUCCAUGCAAGGCACAGCCACAUCUCCCGGUGUAAUCCCGCUCGCCAUUACAGAUAUCUUCUCGUUCAUCCGAGAGACCCCCCAUCGAGAAUUUCUCCUUCGCGUUAGCUAUUUGGAGAUCUAUAACGAAAGGAUUCAUGACCUGCUUUCCGCCUCAACUGCGGCUGCCAAUGGUACGGCUGCGCCUCAGGAGGAGAUUAAAUUGCGCGAAGAUAGCAAACGAGGAGUCUAUGCGACCCCGCUCAAGGAGGAAAUUGUGCAAAGUCCGACGCAGCUGCUCCGUGUAAUCGCACGAGGUGAUCACGCCCGACGGACCAGCAGUACGCAGUUCAAUGCGCGUAGUUCGCGAAGUCAUGCGGUUGUGCAAAUUGUCGUCGAGAGUCGAGAGCGAGUGCCCGCAGGCGGAAAUUCCCAAGACAAGCGCUCUGGCAUUGCGCCUGGAGGAGUCCGUGUCUCGACUUUGAGUCUGAUCGAUCUGGCUGGUUCCGAGCGAGCGGCUGACGACAAGGAGCGUCGAACUGAGGGAGCUCAUAUCAACAAGUCUCUUCUCACAUUAGGAAACAUCAUUUCCAAGCUCUCUGAUUCCAAGGAUAAACAGGGAAAUCCAAUGGACAAAGAAGGUCGGCAUUUGCCGUACAGAGAUAGCAAAUUGACCCGAUUGUUGCAGGGCGCUUUGUCAGGAAAUUCCCUCGUCAGUAUCCUUUGUACGAUUCAACUGGUCUCGGGUGUGAAUGCACACUCCGGAGAAACGCUGAAUACGUUGAAGUUCGCUGCACGAGCGAAGAAUAACAUUGUUAGCCACGCAAAGAAGGCCGAAGAAGCCUAUGGUGCUGGUGGAGGUGACGCUGGUAGCCGGGUUCUAUUGGAGCGUUACCGCAUGGAGAUUCAAGCUCUCCGUGGCCAGCUUGAUAGUCAAGCGAAGGCUCAAGCAGAGAAAGAACUCAAGUGGGAUGAGCAACAGUUUGAAAAGGAGGCACAGGCUCGUCAUGAAGAGCAGGUCUUGGAAAUGCAGCUGGCCCGCACUGCACUCAAGGAACGAAUUGAACACCUCAAUCGCUUGAUCUUGAGCUCCAAAUCCACCGGUGUUAAUAAUCACAAUAGUUUUUCCUCUGCAUUUGGUCGUCUAUCGAGAAUGUCUGCCACAGAUGGAACUCGCUCGCUGCGGUCAUCCGCUAGUCAAUCAACUCUGGGUGCUGGUCACUCCAUGAGACCUAUAUCUUUCAUAUCGGUCAAUAGCAACGAUCCCUCCGUGCAUUUUUCGGGUGGGCCGUUCGGAAAUGAAGACGAAGACGAUAUGGGUGAAUUUGGUGAUGGCAGAGCAAGCCUCCAGCGACAGGUCACUGCGUUACAGGCCGACCUAGGUGACAAAAAUCGCUAUAUCUCAACCCUUGAGCGUCGACUACUCCAAGCGCGCCGGUCAAGCCAUUCUCGGAUGUCGGUGGGAGUCAAGUCAACCAGCUCGACCAUCUCAGAACACCCACAGCCGGACAUGAUGGCGAUGCUUCGCGAGAAGGAUAUGGAGAUUAAUGAGCUACGCAUUCAACUGGAUGAUAAAGAUAGAAUGCUUGCUGCCCUUCGUUCCGCUGCACGACACCGAGACCUAGCCGCCGUAACGAGUGAUUCACCAGAGUUGAAGAGCAAAGAAGACUCGACAGCAUCUGGUGCUACUAGUCCACUCGGAACAAACCAUACUCAUGUAUUUGAGAAACCCCUCAGUCCAAUGGCCCCUCCUUUACCAGGAAAGGGUAGUGAAAAGGACGAAGACCGAAGAAGAAAUAUGGAUGAAGUAUCCAGAAUGCUGGAUGAAAUGAUCCAAGGCCGAGUUGAAAAUGCCAGUGGUCAUCAUCACCACCAUCAUCAUCAUCAUCAGAAAAGUUCGCUGGGUAGUAUCAAACGGACUGAUAGUGAUGCUCGUCGUGUAUCCUUCUCGGCGGAGGUUCCUGCGUUGAAUCCCAAUGCGUCUGCUUCUACGGUGAACUCGAGUUCCCCUCCAAGUUAA